UUCAUGCCACGAACCUUAUAUAAGCACGUGUAUUGAGAAAUGAGAAGCCACAGGUCAGUUGGGAGGUUUCCGAGAGCCAAUUCCUCAGGUGAAAUCACUUCGCACGGCGCACGCUCUUAACUCCUGGCGAUGGCUCUCGCGCGAGGCAAAUGGGUCAAGCUUGAUCAACAUGGUACUGGGCCUGGGGCAAGGAGCUCUCAUGCCAUUGCCAUAGUAGGACAAAAGGCCUAUGUUUUUGGGGGUGAAUUCGCGCCACGUGUCCCGGUCGAUAACAAGAUCCAUGUCUUUGACCUUGAAACCCUAACAUGGUCUGUUGCCGAUGCUACUGGGGAUGUACCGCCACCACGUGUCGGUGUCACAAUGGUACCCAUUGGGAAAACCAUUUAUGUAUUUGGUGGUAGGGAUGUUGAACAUAAUGAGCUCAAUGAGCUCUACUCUUUUGACACGCUUACAAACAAAUGGACCCAACUCUCCACCGGGCCCGCUCAUCGGAGCUACCAUUCUACGACUGCCGAUGAUCGCCAUGUGUACGUCUUUGGUGGGUGUGGCGUGGAGGGCCGGCUUAACGAUCUAUGGGCCUAUGAUGUAGUUGAUCACAAGUGGGUCAAAUAUCCAUCCCCUGGGGACAAGAUCAAGGGAAGAGGUGGGCCUGGGCUGGCUGUGGCCCAAGGAAAAAUAUGGGUUGUGUAUGGCUUUGCUGGAAUGGAAAUGGAUGAUGUACACUACUUUGAUCCAGCCCGUGAAGAAUGGGCCCAAGUGGAGACUACGGGUGAAAAACCUACAGCCCGAAGCGUAUUUUCUACCGUUGGGAUUGGAAAAUACAUAUUUAUACAUGGUGGGGAAAUAGACCCUAGUGACCAAGGUCACAUGGGUGCCGGGCAAUUCGCCCCUGAGGUUUAUGUAUUGGACACUGAGUUGUUGGUAUGGAAAAGGUGGGACGAUGGGCCGAAUUCGGGCGAUCAUCCCGGGCCUCGCGGUUGGUGUGCAUUCACCGGUGGUAAGCGGGACGGCAAGGAGGGACUUUUGGUGUAUGGUGGCAAUUCACCAAGUAAUGACAGGCUUGAUGACAUUUUCUUUUUCACUCCUCAGUUAGAGGCAGAUGAUAAAUAAGCAUAAGCACAUGCACAACAUAAUGAUUUCAUGAUGGGUGUAUGUAUGGUGGUCAUGAGAGAAUGAAACUAAGAUUGUAUGGUAUGUGCUUAAUGUGGUUACGCGACCUAGGCUUGGCUUUUUAUGUUGGAAUAAGGUGAUGGGUGUAUGUGUAUGGUGGUCAUGAGAGAAUGAAACUGAGAUUGUAUGGUAUGUACUUAAUGUGGUUAUGUGACCUAGGCUUGGCUUUUUAUGUUGGAAUAAGGUAAUUAAUAUGUUGGCUUUAGACAUCAGGGGAUUUGGUUGUUUUAAGUAUGGUGUUUAUGUCCCAUCGAAUGAAUGAAGAAAACAAACUUUUGGUGUCA
Molecule: messenger RNA, 1454 nt
Organism: Alnus glutinosa
Lineage: Eukaryota; Viridiplantae; Streptophyta; Magnoliopsida; Fagales; Betulaceae
Product: thiohydroximate-O-sulfate sulfur/sulfate-lyase (nitrile-forming) NSP5
Exons: 2
Coding region: 130-1110 (326 amino acids)
Biological process (GO): nitrile biosynthetic process
Cellular component (GO): nucleus; cytosol
Molecular function (GO): enzyme regulator activity; protein binding
Source: RefSeq, a predicted model, not a curated record